Ornithorhynchus anatinus (platypus) is the source of this 1799-nucleotide messenger RNA. It is a transcript of the gene TRIM23, whose product is annotated as tripartite motif containing 23. The record is from RefSeq and is a predicted model, not a curated record. Gene Ontology annotation, biological process: vesicle-mediated transport; intracellular protein transport. Lineage: Eukaryota; Metazoa; Chordata; Mammalia; Monotremata; Ornithorhynchidae. The transcript is spliced from 11 exons. Gene Ontology annotation, molecular function: zinc ion binding; GTP binding; GTPase activity. The coding region runs from base 32 to 1756 and encodes 574 amino acids. Gene Ontology annotation, cellular component: plasma membrane; lysosomal membrane; cytoplasm.
GGCGGCCUGAGGCGGCGGCUGAAGCGGCGCCAUGGCGGCGCUGCUCGGAGCCAAGGCCGGGGCGGCCAUGGACGGCGCCAGGCAGGCCGGCAGGGGCUCGGCCGCCGUCAAGGUGCUGGAGUGUGGUGUCUGCGAAGAUGUGUUUUCCUUGCAAGGAGACAAAGUUCCCCGGCUGCUUUUGUGCGGCCACACCGUCUGUCACGACUGCCUCACCCGCCUGCCUCUCCAUGGAAGGGCAAUUCGCUGCCCUUUCGAUCGACAGGUGACCGAGCUCGGAGAUUCCGGUGUGUGGGGUCUGAAAAAGAAUUUUGCCUUGCUGGAACUCCUGGAACGGCUUCAGAAUGGCCCCAUCGGUCAGUACGGAACCGUGGAGGAAGCGAUCGGGAUAUCUGGAGAGAGCGUCGUGCGCUGCGACGAAGACGAAGCCCACGUGGCGUCGGUGUACUGCACCGUGUGCGGCACGCACCUGUGUUCCGACUGCUCCCAGCUGACCCACUCCACCAAGACGCUGGCCAAGCACCGGCGGGUGCCUCUGGCGGAUAAACCCCACGAGAAGACCCUGUGCUCCCAGCACCAGGUGCACGCCAUCGAAUUUGUCUGCCUGGAAGAAGGGUGCCAAGCCAGCCCGCUCAUGUGCUGCGUCUGCAAGGAGUACGGCAAACACCAAGGCCAUAAGCAUUCCGUGUUGGAACCCGAAGCCAACCAGAUCCGGGCAUCCAUUCUAGACAUGGCCCACUGCAUCCGGACCUUCACCGAGGAGAUCUCGGAGUAUUCCCGCAAGCUGGUGGGAAUCGUCCAGCACAUAGAAGGGGGGGAGCAGAUCGUCGAAGACGGAAUCGGGAUGGCCCACACGGAGCACGUCCCAGGUACCGCCGAGAGUGCCCGCUCCUGCGUCCGGGCCUACUUUUCGGACCUCCACGAGACCCUGUGUCGCCAGGAGGAGAUGGCCCUGAGCGUGGUGGACGCCCACGUGCGGGAGAAGCUGAUCUGGCUGAGGCAGCAGCAGGAAGACAUGACCAUCUUGCUGUCCCAGGUUUCGGCAGCCUGCCUCCACUGUGAGAAGACGCUGCAGCAGGAUGACUGCAGAGUGGUUUUGGCGAAGCAGGAAAUUACGAGAUUGCUGGAGACGUUACAGAAACAGCAGCAGCAGUUCACCGAGCUUGCGGAUCACAUACAGUUGGAUGCCAGCAUUCCCGUCACAUUCACCAAGGACAACCGAGUCCACAUUGGGCCCAAGAUGGAAAUCCGGGUGGUCACGCUGGGCUUAGACGGUGCCGGAAAGACCACCAUUUUGUUCAAGCUGAAGCAGGACGAGUUCAUGCAGCCGAUUCCAACCAUCGGUUUUAACGUGGAAACCGUGGAGUAUAAAAACUUAAAAUUCACCAUUUGGGAUGUAGGAGGGAAGCACAAGCUCCGGCCCUUGUGGAAGCAUUAUUACCUCAACACCCAAGCGGUCGUGUUCGUCGUCGACAGCAGUUACCGGGACCGAGUCAGCGAGGCCCACAGCGAGCUCGCCAAGCUGCUGACCGAGAAGGAGCUGCGGGACGCCUUGCUCCUCAUCUUCGCCAACAAGCAGGAUGUGGCGGGGGCCCUGUCGGUGGAAGAGAUCACGGAACUGCUCAGCCUCCACAAACUGUGCUGCGGGCGGAGCUGGUAUAUCCAGGGCUGCGAUGCCCGCAGCGGCACGGGCCUCUACGAAGGACUGGACUGGCUUUCGAGGCAGCUCGUGGCCGCCGGCGUCUUAGAUGUGGCCUAAUUCUCGGAUAGAGCGGUGGCUUAAAGUCCGCGGCGAGCCGUCA